AUGGCGGACCUUGGGGACUCUUCAAAUCUUCAAGAAAUGAUCAAUCAUCAGCAACCCUUGUCAUUGAUGGUCGAACUCAAGUGGACGACAGCCGGUGUUAGCUUGCAUACAGUGCAUUCGGGACAUAACAGAAAACAGAUCACUGGCUCUCAGGCGAGAUUCAGACGAAGUGUGCCGGUGUCGGAAGAAUUAGAAUUUUACAAGUUAGUCAAUAAGAUAGAUCCCGUGGCAUUAAAACUUUUGAUGAGCAAUAUCACAGAAGAGCCGCAUGUGCUCACCACUCCUAGCCGGCACUGCUGUUAUAAUGGAGGAACUUGUAAUAUCCCAAAUGAUGAUCCCGAGGAGAGAUGGUGCUCCUGUCUUUCUAAUUUCACGGGCCGUUACUGUGAAAUAGAUGUGAACGAAUGUCUCUCUCCGGGAGCAUGUUCUGAACAUGAAGUAUGCAAGAACACGUUUGGAAGCUACAAAUGUUUUUGUGAAGAGGGGUUCGUAAGAGAUGGUUACAAGUGUGUUCGUAAAACUAAUUGCUUGGAAGAUCCCUGCCUGAAUUUCUCUGACUGCUUUGACAGAGAAGAUGGGAGAAUAACUUGCAUCUGUAGAUUAGGAUAUGUGGGAAAACGAUGUGAAAAAAAAAUUAUGGAAUGUGAUGAAACAUCGUGUAACGAAGGCGAAGUUUGUGUUGCUACUCCAAAAGGCUUCCAGUGCGUACAAAUUCCAUAAUUCCAUAAUUCUCCAAUUUAUUGC
Molecule: messenger RNA, 744 nt
Organism: Argiope bruennichi
Lineage: Eukaryota; Metazoa; Arthropoda; Arachnida; Araneae; Araneidae
Product: protein crumbs homolog 1-like
Exons: 6
Coding region: 1-720 (239 amino acids)
Biological process (GO): Notch signaling pathway
Molecular function (GO): calcium ion binding; Notch binding
Source: RefSeq, a predicted model, not a curated record